GAGUCCCGCCAGUCAGUCCGUCCCGCUGUUAGGGCCAGAGGAACUCGUACGCGUUGAAUCUCCAUGGCUGGCAAACCAAAAGAAGUGCCAGAGCUACCAACGCCCCCUGCGGCUUUCGACAACCACCAUAACAACGCCCUAGAAGACGCCGCGUUUAAGGAGCUGGACAGCAUCAGCCUCCGUGAAAUAUGGGAUCAAGAUUCGCGCCCAACGUUCCUCGUGGAUCUGGACCCCGACUAUGUUAUAGGCGAUAAAAAGGUGAUUCGGCCUAUCUUCUGCAACACGGCAUUGAGGCAGCAUGACCAACUGCUGGACAGUGUCACUGGCGCGACCGAGGACAUAGUGGCACCUGGUAGCGACGCGACGACGUACGCGGAUUUCCGAAUUUGGGCGACUGGUGUGAGCAGGUUCAACGAUUCAAAGGACGUCUUUCCUCUUACUCUGCAAUAUCGAAAUUUACUCUGGACUGGCUCGACUAUCCAACAUAGAUGGCGUAUCAUCUCUGGCAAUGCGCUUUUUCACACCUCGGAUAUUCCUAGAAAGACCUUGCGAUCUGUGCCUCUUACCAGGCCGAAACUAGAGAGACACAGCUCGAAAUCGCCAAAUGCUGCUCCACCAAGAGCCCAUGCUUUGGCAGUGGCGAUUCCUAAUGUACAGCAGUCCGAAACCCCUUCUGUUACCCCCAGCAGGAAUUCCAGCAAGUAUACUACUGGCGGCAGUUCAUCUGUGACGCUGGCAACACCUGAAAGCGCUGUUCCUGAUUGGACUGUUCCCAAUCCUGUUGGCGCUCUGCCAGAACAUAUCGCAUUUGCAAGGAGAGUGGACUGGGCAAGCACACCCUUGGGGCCUAUGCACAAAUGGUCGCUUCAAUUCCGCGAGGUUGUCAAUUUGCUGAUGCGCAAUCCACAUCCUGCCGCACUUUUCUGGGGCGAGGAAUUAACCAUGGUUUACAAUGAGGCCUACAAAACCGAAGUUGCUGGCAACAAGCAUCCUGAUCUGAUGGGUACUGGAUUUAGUGGGCCCUUCUCCGAAAUGUGGGACAGCGUCGGCCCUACCAUCCGCGAGUGUGCACGAACAGGCCAUAGUGUGCGAAGGGAGGAUGAUCCACUUCCAAUCGAGCGCUAUGGAUACCUUGAAGAGACCUUUUUCUCUUGGUCUUUUGUACCGAUAUUCGGGGGCACAGAUCGCAUACUGGGCUUUUACAAUGCUCCUUUCGAAACCACACAUCAGACAAUCAGUAGUAGGCGAAUGCAGAUGCUUCGGCAUCUCGGCGAGUGUCUGAAUGCGACACGAACAGUCAAGCAGUUCUGGAGACGGGUUCUUGAUGGCCUAGAGCAUAGUCAUUAUGACGUACCCUUUGCACUACUUUAUUCAAUAGUCGACGCCGACGACGCUGAUACAGUUUCUCAUUCUUCCGACAGUACUAUAUCCCUGAAGUCUUGUCUUUUGGAAGGCUCCAUUGGCAUACCCAAGGGCCAUCCCGCAUCACCACAGAAGCUUGACCUCAAACAAAGUCAAGAGGGCUUCAUUCCAGCAUUCAGGGAAGCCAUGCGUACUCGAGAACCAACUACGCUACAAACGAGAGACGGAACGUUGCCAGAGUUGUUACUAGAGGGUAUUGAAUGGAGAGGUUACGGCGACCCGUGCAAAGAAGCAAUUAUUUUUCCGGUUCGACCGACGAAUGGCGACAAUAUAUGCGCUUUUCUGCUAAUCGGCAUUAACCCACGUAGAGCUUACGACGAUGCAUACAAGACUUUCGCGGCUAUGCUCAACAGGCAGCUAGCUACUUCAUUGGCAUCGGUCCUCCUUUUCGAGGAUGAGAUCCGUCGCAAUAGAGAUGCGGCGGAACACGCAGCUUUGCAAAGAGAGCAAUUGUCCCACCAGUUGGAGCUUCAGAGCAGUCGCAUGCGACGAAUGACGGAACUUUCUCCUCUUGGCAUGUACUUGUUCGACCCAGAGGGCCGCUUGCUCGAGGCGAAUGAUCGAUAUUACGAGAUGACGGGCCAUCCCAGGGAGGUCGAAUUUGAACUAUCUUUCCUAACUACAGUAGCAGACGAGAGUGUUUCAGUUGCACGGGAUAUGUGGGAUGAAAUGAUGAGCACGUUCAAAGCGUCAACGCGUGAGAUACAGCUAAACAACCCAAAGGCUCAGCCUCGGGAUUUGAGCGGCGAGCCCAUUGAAUAUUGGGUUCUUGCAUCCUCGAUACCCGAGAUUGGCCUUGGAGGUGAGCUCGUCAGCAUAAUGGGCUCCAUUGCCGAUAUCUCGCAAAUCAAAUGGGCACAGGGGAUCCAGGAGAGAAGAAUACGAGAAGCGGAAGAAACUAAACGACAGCAGAACGAGUUCAUCGACAUCACCUCACAUGAGAUGCGCAACCCUCUCUCAGCUAUUCUCCUUUGCGCAGACGACAUCAGGGAUACCUUGACAGAGCACACUUUCCAUGGCGACGACCAAGAAGUAAUUACAGAGUGUGUCGAGGCCGCGAAUAACAUUGCUCUAUGUGUACAGCAUCAAAAGUCGAUUGUAGACGACAUUCUCACGGUCUCGAAACUCGAUUCAAACCUGCUGCUCAUCGCUCCUGUUCCAGCACAGCCGGUCGUAGUGGUCAAGCGCGCAAUCGCCAUGUUCAAGCCAGAGGUACAAGCCAAGGAUAUUCAGUUCAUCUUUGUGCCGCACGAAACUCUCCAUCAACUCGACAUUGACUGGAUUUUGCUGGACCCGAGUAGACUCCUCCAGAUCAUUAUCAACUUGAUCACCAAUGCAAUCAAAUUUACUGCAAACUCCUCCAAGCGCUCAAUAUCGGUCCACUUAAGUGCAUCGCUAGAUCAGCCCGACCUGUCUGCCAAGGGUUUCCAAUUUGUUCCAAGCAGGGGAGUACCGACCAAUAUCACAGAAGGAGAGGGCUGGGGCUCAGGACAACAAAUAUAUUUACGUAUUGAGGUCGAGGAUACCGGCUGCGGACUCACAGCGGAAGAGAAGGAGCUGCUGUUUGAGCGAUUUGCUCAAGCUUCGCCACGUACUCAUGCACACUAUGGCGGAAGCGGCCUCGGACUCUUCAUCUCAAGACAACUCGCCGAGCUCCAUGGCGGUCGAAUUGGCGUCUCUUCCGAAGCCGGCAUCGGCAGCACCUUCGGAUUCUUUCUCCAGUGCAAGCGCAUGAUCUCCGAAGACCGCCCACCCCUCCUUCACACCCACUCCCUGCCAUCUCAUACCCUCGAACACGCCGAGUCGUCCCGAAAACUUGUCGCCGCUGAGGUAUCUAGCAACGGUCUCAACGCGCCCGAGCUAGUGCCAUCACCCUCAGACCUCAAGAAGCUACACAUCCUUAUAGUGGAGGAUAAUCUCGUGAACCAAAAAGUACUGUCCAAACAACUUACAAAAUCCGGCUGUAUUGUCAGUACAGCAGACAACGGCCUGCUGGCUCUCGAUCACCUUGUCAAAACAUGCUACCACACUCCCUCUGGAAUCCCGCUGUCGGUAGUCCUCAUGGACCUUGAGAUGCCGGAGAUGGAUGGUCUGACAUGCUGCAAACGAAUAAGGGACAUGGAAAGGGAUGGCGCGCUGAUUGACCACGUCCCGAUCAUCGCGGUAACGGCAAAUGUCAGGGGGGAGCAGAUAGCGUCCGCGAAAGAAUCAGGCAUGGAUGACGUGGUUAGCAAGCCAUUUAGGAUUCCGGAAUUGCUUGCGAAGAUACGGGGGUUAUUGGAGAGAUUUGAUGAGACUUGAAGAAUUGAAGAGCGAUGAUAAUCAGCGAAAAGGACUUGGUCAAUAGUCAAAGGAUGAUAGACGGAGUUGUAUGCGCUUUGCAGGUGUUUUGAGCAUUUUUGAUAGACUUUGUAGCUUGGCAUACCCUUUGUUUACACUCGUUGAAGCGGCUCUUUGGGCGUUGGGUAAAUAAGAGGGCAAAUAAUACACUAUGUAGAUGUUAGAUAUAGAUUUCGCAUAUCUCCUUUAAAACACUC
Cucurbitaria berberidis CBS 394.84 is the source of this 3959-nucleotide messenger RNA. RefSeq names its product putative histidine kinase HHK16p. NCBI's taxonomy places the organism in Eukaryota, Fungi, Ascomycota, Dothideomycetes, Pleosporales, Cucurbitariaceae. The transcript is spliced from 2 exons. The record is from RefSeq and is a predicted model, not a curated record. Gene Ontology annotation, molecular function: phosphorelay sensor kinase activity. The coding region runs from base 64 to 3723 and encodes 1219 amino acids. Gene Ontology annotation, biological process: phosphorylation; phosphorelay signal transduction system.